Hibiscus syriacus is the source of this 1983-nucleotide messenger RNA. RefSeq lists its product as uncharacterized. The transcript is spliced from 6 exons. The coding region runs from base 1 to 1983 and encodes 660 amino acids. Gene Ontology annotation, molecular function: catalytic activity. The record is from RefSeq and is a predicted model, not a curated record. Lineage: Eukaryota; Viridiplantae; Streptophyta; Magnoliopsida; Malvales; Malvaceae.
AUGUUGGUAAGUUUCUGGAUUGUGAGAGGGAUUAAUAACCCUCUCAAGCAAUUUAAGGUGUUAAGGAGGCUGGUUACUUUGGAAGCUGAUGUUGUGUGUCUUUUGGAAACUAGGAUUAGGAGGAUCAAUGCUGGUAAGUUCAUCUCUUCUUUCUCCAAUGACUGGAAUAUGGUUGGAAAUUAUGAGUCUAUUGAGGGUGGCAGAAUUUGGAUUUUGUGGAAGAAACAGUGGUCUUUUAUUGUCUUAAGGGUUAGUGAUCAAUCCCUAACUAUAGCUGGUAGUGUCAAUGGUCACAGGACUCUGAUCACUAUUGUUUAUGGUAGUAAUAGCAGGACAGUCAGGAGAGGGUUAUGGGAUCAGCUAAAAUACCUGGAAAGGGAGGUUGGCUCUGCUCCAUGGGUGGUUGAAGGAGAUUUUAAUGCUAUCCUCAGAGCUGAGGAGAGCUCUGAUUUUGAGACUCUUAGUAUCUACAACUCUCCUGGUAUGAAGGAUUUCCAAGGCUGCUUGGAGGACUUAGAUCUUUUGGACCACCCUUUUCUAGGUCCUUUAUUUACUUGGACUAAUAAACAUGAUGAGGGGUUCUUAGCUCGAAAGCUGGAUAGAAUUUUGGUUAAUCCUGGUUGGUUGUUUGUUUUCCCUGAUUCUUUUGCUGAAUUUAAGGCACAGGACUUCUUGAAUAUUGUAAAAGAGUCUUGGUUGGAGCACUGUAAUGGUAACCCUUUGCAAAGGCUUUUCACAAAGAUGAAAAGAUUAAAGCCUAAAUUGAAGGACCUAAACAAUGAGCAGUACUCUGAUAUUUCAAAAAGAGUUCUCUGCAAAAGAGCUGAGCUGGAAAGGAUCCAACUGAGGAACUUGAGUCAUGCUGAUCUGAGGAACAUUGAUGAGGAGAGAACUGUUCAUGCUGAGUUAGCGGAUUUGGAGGUUGCAGAAUCUGAUUUUUAUAGAAAAAGGGCAAAUGUACAUUGGCUUAAAGAAUGUGACCUUAAAACCAGAUGUCCUUCUGUGGCAGAUCUGAGGGGCUUGUUAAACUUCUCCCUGGCUGCUGGUGCUGAAGAUAUGCUUACAAGGGAGGUUGAUGAUAAGGAAAUUAAGGAUGCCUUGUUUAGGCAAGGUAAUGGGAAAAGCCCUGGUCCUGAUGGUUACUCUUCUUGGUUCUUCAAGGCUGCAUGGGAAGUGGUUGGCAGUGAUUUUUUAGCUGCAGUAAGCCAAACGACAUUUGUAAAGGGUAGGAAUAUUGUUGAUAACACAUUAUUAGCUCAGGAAAUAGUCAAAGGUUACUCUAGGAAGAGCCUUUCUCCUAGGUGUGCCAUCAAGAUUGACUUGCUAAAAGCUUUUGAUUAUGUGAACUGGGAGUUUUUUAUGGUUGUUCUUGAGGCUAUAGGUUUGCCUUUGAAGUUUUGUAGUUGGAUAAAGGUUUGUGCCACUUCCACUAAAUUUUCAGUUUCCUUGAAUGGAAGCCUAGUUGGUUAUUUUAAUGGUGCUAGAGGGGUUAGGCAGGGGGACCCUUUAUCCCUAUACCUCUUUGUAUUGGUGAUGAAUGUCCUUUCUUCUUUACUGGAUGUCUCUGCCAAGAAUGGGAUUUUUAAAUAUCAUCCAAAGUGUAAGAGAAUCUCCCUCACCCACCUUUGCUUUGCUGAUGAUUUGUUGGUGUUAUGUUAUGGUUCUAUGGAUUCUGUUAUGGGUGUUUUGAGCACUUUGGAGGCUUUCUAUAAGCUUUCUGGUCUGAGGCUUAAUGUUCAGAAAAUUGAGAUCUAUGCUUGUGGUUUAUCUGAGCUGUUCUUGAGCAAAUUUAGGCAGCUUAUUCUGCCAAAAGGGGUUAUCAGGGAUGUUGAGAAAUUAUGUAUGAGGUUUUUCUGGAAAGGGUGUGACUCCCCAGCUCGAGGAGCUAGGGAGAGGGCUCUCUCUGGAACGCUUGGGGUGAAUUUCUACUGCCUUAGAUCAGUAGAUUUCUGGAAUGCUGAAUAUAAGGCUCAUUUCAGUUAG